UCCCAUCGCCUUCCUUGCAAAAAUCAGAGCUUCUGUCCUUCCUCUCCUUCCUCCAUAGAAGUCCUCGCAGGGGAAUGCAUUCUCGGAAUCCUCUCCCUCCCUUCGCUUCGUCAGGUCAUUUCGAGCACUAGGACCGUAUCUGCUUUGUCAUAGUUAUGAACAGUUAAGAGACGGAAAGAAUUCGUUGCUGAAGUUCCUGAAACUUGACGGGUAUUUUUCUCCGAGGACAUGCACUUUGAGUUAUAAAAGAAAAGGGUACAACUGUAUCGGCAACUGCCAUCCCUGUGGCUCCUUCUCCAUUAACCACAAUGGCCCAUGCUAGUUGCCUGCGGCUGUCCCCUGAACGGGGAAUCUGCUUUGAACCAAGAUGCAUUUACCAAAGCAAUAGCAUUGCCCGGAACAGUCAAAUACGUUUAGUGCGGAUCAAUCUUCCAUCACAUGAUUUGCGACGCGAUGCUUGGAAUCUUCGUCUUUUGAGUACUGGACGUGGACCAAUAUGCCCCACGUCUUCUAGACGGAAUAUUUUUGUCUGCCGAUCUUUUCUGCCACCAGGUGGUGGAAAGGAGGUCCCUGUUUUAAAGGCUGCCAGCUUUGCCCUGAAAAGGUCAUAUGAUGCUUUGUCUGGAAGCCCUCUAGCACUGAAGUUGCUCCCUGCAGCUGGUGUUGUUGCAUUUGCUGCAUGGGGCCUUGCUCCUCUGAUCCGUCUUGUUAGAGUGAUCUUCCUUAAUAGGCCUGACAGUAGUUGGAAGAAGAGUAGUACACACUAUAUUAUGACCUCAUAUAUACAGCCUUUGCUCAUAUGGACUGGUGUAACACUCAUUUGCAGAGCGUUGGAUCCAGUAGUACUACCAACUGAAGCAAGUCAAGCUGUUAAGCAACGUCUUCUUAAUUUUGCACGAUCUUUAUCUACUGUGCUGGCAUUUGCAUAUUGCUUAUCAAGCCUGAUUCAACAAGCACAGAAAUUCUUUGUGGAGGCAAAUGAAGCAAGUGACACCAGAAAUAUGGGAUUCAGUUUUGCUGGAAAAGCUAUUUAUUCAGCAGUUUGGGUUGCUGCUGUCUCAUUAUUCAUGGAAUUGUUGGGUUUCUCAACACAGAAGUGGCUGACUGCUGGAGGUCUUGGUACCGUAUUGCUCACUCUUGCUGGCCGUGAGAUAUUCACGAACUUCCUAUCAAGUAUUAUGAUUCAUGCAACAAGACCAUUUGUUGUGAAUGAGUGGAUCCAGACAAAAAUAGAAGGCUAUGAAGUCUCUGGCACUGUUGAGCAUGUGGGUUGGUGGUCUCCAACUAUAAUCAGAGGCGACGAUCGUGAAGCAGUGCACAUCCCAAACCACAAGUUCACCGUAAGUGUGGUGAGAAAUCUCAGCCAGAAGACCCACUGGCGUAUCAAGAACUACCUUGCUGUCAGUCAUCUGGAUGUCAAUAAGAUUAAUAGUAUUGUAGCUGAUAUGCGCAAGGUCUUGGCCAAGAAUCCUCAGGUGGAGCAGCAACGGUUACAUAGACGAGUAUUUUUGGAGACUAUCGAUCCAGAAAAUCAGGCUCUCAUGGUUUUGGUCUCCUGCUUUGUGAAAACAUCUCACUUUGAAGAGUACCUUUGCGUCAAGGAAGCAAUACUGCUGGAUCUUCUCAGAGUUAUAAGCCACCACCGGGCCCGACUUGCCACUCCCAUUCGCACGGUUCAGAAAAUAUACAGCGAUGCUGACCUGGAGAAUGUGCCAUUUGCUGAUGGCGUCUUCUCCCGUUCUAGACCACCAGCAAAUCGUCCCUUCCUUCUGAUCGAGCCACCAGCCUACAAAGUCAACAGUGAUGAUAAAGCUAAACCUUCAACCCGUACUGGUAAUGUUCGUGCAAAUGAAGAGAGAGACGGCAAGGUUGAAGCUAACUCCACAGCUGAGUCCAAGGUGAGCGCGAGUCCCACAUCAGCCCCCGACUUGAAGAAGGAUGAAAAAGUUGCUUCACCAUCAGGUUCUGGCACCCCUGGAGUCAAGGCUACGGCAACAUCAGCUUCGGAUCAGAAGGGCCAGAAUGUGGGAUCCCCAACUUCUGUCCAAGCAAAGUCCGAGCCACAACAGCAGGCAAAGGAUAGUAAGAAGGCGGAUGAGCCUGCAGCAUUAGCAACUUCCUCAGAAUUAGGUGGGGGAAAAGCCGAAAACCAUUCUCCUCAUCCUAAGCCUGAGACAAAACAGAGGCCUCCUAUGGAAGAGAACAUUGUUCUGGGUGUUGCUCUGGAGGGCUCGAAGCGAACACUCCCGAUCGAGGAAGAAACAGUUCCUCCUGCUGCUCCUGUGGAGCCCAAGGAGUUGACUGCCCAGAGGAGUGGAAGUGGGCCGGCUCCCAGUGGUAAGGUCAAGAAAGAUGGUCAAGUUUCACCAGCAAGUUAAAAGCGCAUCUCUCUCUUCUAGUGUUUCCUUGGAUAUCCCAGGGAUUAUUCCUUGAGUUUCGAUAGCAUGCGGCUGCAUUUUUUAAAAGCUGCAAGGUGCUGUGCCCUCUCUACAAACGUUACACUGCUCCUAGUUUGUGUAAAUAAUCAUUUACUUGAUUGUAAUCGAGGGCCUGAUGUCGGUAUUUCCACUUCCUAAUAUUGAAGGAAAAAAUGUACCAAGUCAUUGAAUGCAUUCGACAUGUCACGCCGUGUAUUUCAUAA
Punica granatum (pomegranate) is the source of this 2641-nucleotide messenger RNA. The record is from RefSeq and is a predicted model, not a curated record. NCBI's taxonomy places the organism in Eukaryota, Viridiplantae, Streptophyta, Magnoliopsida, Myrtales, Lythraceae.